This is a messenger RNA of Phragmites australis (common reed), 1325 nucleotides long. RefSeq names its product peroxidase 2-like. Lineage: Eukaryota; Viridiplantae; Streptophyta; Magnoliopsida; Poales; Poaceae. The record is from RefSeq and is a predicted model, not a curated record. The coding region runs from base 66 to 1013 and encodes 315 amino acids. The transcript is spliced from 4 exons. Gene Ontology annotation, biological process: response to oxidative stress; hydrogen peroxide catabolic process. Gene Ontology annotation, molecular function: heme binding; peroxidase activity.
UCAGUAACAGAGUGCCUUGCAGACUGCAGUGCUCUUCUGCUUUGUACUUCAUUGCAUUGCGCACCAUGGCCUCUUCGAUGUCAGUUUUGCUGCUCUUGUGCAUGGCCGCGGUGGCGUCGGCGCAGCUGUCGCCGACGUUCUACGACACGUCCUGCCCCAACGCGCUGUCCACCAUCAAGAGAGCCGUGACGGCCGCCGUGAACAAGGAGAAUCGCAUGGGUGCCUCCUUGCUCAGGCUUCACUUCCAUGACUGCUUUGUCCAAGGGUGCGACGCGUCCGUGUUGCUGGCGGACACGGCCACCUUCACCGGAGAGCAGGGGGCGCUUCCGAACGUGCGAUCGCUGAGGGGCUUCGACGUCAUCGCCAACAUCAAGUCGCAGGUGGAGGCCAUCUGCAAGCAGACCGUCUCCUGCGCCGACAUCCUCGCCGUCGCCGCGCGCGACUCCGUCGUCGCGUUGGGAGGGCCGUCAUGGACGGUUCCUCUGGGGCGCAGGGACUCCACAACCGCCAGCUUGUCUCUGGCAAACAGCGACCUGCCGCCGCCGUUCUUCAACCUCACCAACCUCAUCACCGCGUUCGGCAAUAAGGGCUUCACCGCAACAGAAAUGGUUACCCUCUCCGGGGCGCACACCAUCGGGCAGGCGCAGUGCCAGAACUUCAGGGACCAUAUCUACAACGACACCAACAUCAACCCGAGGUUCGCGGCGUCGCUCAAGGCCAACUGUCCCCGGCCGGCCGGCAGCGGCGACAGCAACCUAGCGCCGCUGGACACGACGACGCCCUACACGUUCGACAACGCCUACUACAGCAACCUGCUGUCGCAGAAGGGGCUCCUGCACUCGGACCAGGUGCUCUUCAACGGCGGCAGCACCGACAACACGGUCAGGAACUUCGCCUCCAACGCGGCGGCGUUCGGCAGCGCCUUCGCGGCGGCCAUGGUGAAGAUGGGGAACCUCAGCCCGCUGACGGGGUCCCAGGGACAGAUCAGGCUCACCUGCUCCAAAGUGAACUAAGAAAUAACUAAUCACCAUGCAUAUACGAACGAAAGUAUUUACACGUCGGAAUAAGGCUAGGUAAGAUCACCUUCUUGAAUGAGAAGGGUGAGAUACUGAGUGGCAUGUAUCGAUCAAUUGAAGCAUAAGAUGCUAUGUAAUCCAAGGGCCUCGUGCAAAGGCAUAUGUAGGAUUCCCUUGCUUAAUUAUGUACUUGUGCCUACUUUUAGGCUAAAAAUGCCCAGUUCAGCAAUUGGCACCAUCAGUGAUCAGCACCUGUUCUGUGAUUUACCAGUACGGGAAGGCUGGAAAAAGUAUUAUCUGCAGUGUGCA